GAGCCCUUUAAGGGCCGCUGCAGCCACACAGAGCCUGCAUUCAUCUGAGGGCUGGGAGGGGAGGCCUGCACUCACACUUUGGGAACAACUUCAACAUUCUGACGCUCCAAACUUUUCCUCUCUGCUGAAGUCCGACUAGCUGGAUUUCCGUCGCGGGACACACCGGCAAAAGAAACACGGGGCGGGUUUCAGACCAGCGGGCGCAGUUGGUGCACACAGCCGUGUUUUAGCAGGGAAACUGGGGUCCAAGGUGCGCACUGAGCCGCCUAUGAUACCAACCACACGGAUGGAAAGAACUUUGAUGUUCAACCCUCACAGAGUUUUACAAAGGAGACUGAGAGUAGAGACAGAUUGGCAGUUUAUAUUAUAAUUUAGCAGAGUUGAAAAGAUCCGAUACACCGACAGCCGUCAGCCCAAAACCGCAUAACCGUAGGGACAAAAAGGAACAGGGAGAGUUUUAGGAACAGGUCUAGCACCCUCUGCACACCUGGCAGCGAGCGGGUGCGUGAAGAUGUCCAGAGAGGAGCACAGCUUGUCAGACGUCGAGCUCAGUCCGAGCGUGUCGGACGACAGUCGUUCCCGAUCGCCCGGCCGCUCUUCCGCCGCAACCGGCAGGGGCGAGUCGCCUCUUCGCAGGCGACGGCUGCCGGCGGGCGCGGACAACGGAGCGGGCGAGAACCCCGCCGAGAAAUCCGACGAGGAGGACGAGCGCUUCACGGCGGGUAUCCGUGACGCCGUGAGCCAGGUGCUCAACUGCUACGACUGGACGCUGGUACCCGUGCCCGUGCGCGUCAACAGCGGGAGCAAGAGCAAGCCGCACGUCAAGAGACCCAUGAACGCCUUCAUGGUGUGGGCACAGGCGGCCAGGAGGAAACUGGCAGACCAGCACCCACACUUGCACAACGCCGAGCUCAGCAAAACCCUGGGGAAGCUUUGGAGGCUUCUCAACGAGAGUGAUAAGCGACCGUUCAUCGAGGAGGCAGAGAGACUGAGGAAGCAGCACAAGAAGGACUAUCCUGACUACAAAUAUCAGCCACGACGCCGCAAGAACGGAAAGAUGGGUUCCGGGUCAGGAAGUGAUGCCGACGGCCAUUCGGAGGGUGAGAUCAGGCACAGCCAACCCAUCUACAAUGGCCUCCAUCUGGAUGUGGCCCUCGCAAGGGGAGCCAGGUCCCCUCCGGCAGAUAGGCACCACCCACACGCUGCAGGUCAGAGCCAUAGUCCACCUACACCCCCAACCACACCCAAGACCGAGCCCCAGUCUGGGAAGGCCGGGGAUGGCAAGAGGGCCUUUGGCAAUAGUGUGAUCUCCCGUGGCCCGAUGGGAGCAGAAGGUAGUUCAGGUGCCACAGGGCCUGUGAAGCCUCAUAUUGACUUUGGCAAUGUCGACAUAGGUGAGAUGAGCAGCGAGGUGAUUGAGCCUUUUGAUGUCAACGAGUUUGACCAGUACCUACCCCCCAAUGGUCACCCAGGGGUCGGACAGAUCGCAGGGUCAGGAGCCGCCACGCCUGCCACAACCGCAUCCCAAUACCCGUACGGAAUCUCCUCAGCUCUGGCAGCGGCCAGUGGACACUCGGCAGCCUGGCUGUCCAAGCAACAGCUGCAACACCACAGCUCCCCUUCCAGCUCAGACCCCUCCAAAGCCCAGAUCAAGAGCGAGGCCGUAUGUGCUGGUGGUCACUUUUCAGAGGCAGAUUCAGCCGGUUCUCAUGUCACCUACGCCCCGCUGAGCCUCCCUCACUACAGCUCUGCCUUCCCCUCCCUGGCCGCAAGGGCUCAGUUUGCCGAGUACGCCGACCAACAAGCGUCAGGGUCCUACUACGCUCACUCCAGCCAGGCAGGGUUAUACUCCACCUUCUCCUACAUGGGGACCACCCAAAGGCCCCUGUACACUGCCAUCAGUGACCCGGCCAGUGUGCCGCAGUCACACAGCCCCACACACUGGGAGCAGCCGGUCUACACGACACUGUCGCGGCCAUGACAGACAACAAAACCAGAGGGCACUGGUGCAGGUCCGGCUCCCGCGCCCAACCCGAGAAGCAACAGCCGUGUUGGGGUUGAAAUUGGUCUGGGCCAAGGGGAUUGGGCUGGCACCAGGGGAGGCGGCAGGGAGGAAACCCCGCUCUGCUCUCACCCGGAUGCAGAAAUGCUGUCGCAGGUGAAGGAUGAGUUUGGAGAAUGGUACUUUUGAGGCGGAUUACUUUGGUGGCAGAAACAUCCGCCCUGGCAUGUACCAGAUUACAUUUUCAGCAAGUGUCUACCGCUCCGAACACAACAAACAGCAGCGAUUGAGGUUUAUGCUUAGGUGAUUCUAGGCUUCACCAGGACAAUCAUGCUGUCCAACACCCUUCGAAGAAAGAGAAAAAACUAAACCAGUUUCUCAUGGUUCACGCUGUGAGGUGUCAUUUUUAAAACCUUGACUCAUCGUUCAACAUGUUUGAUUGUUUGGAUGAUGUACAAGAAGAAUGGAGUGCCAAAGUCUUGCUGGCUCAUUCAGAUCUCGGGCGCAAGUAAGCGGUCAUCCAGCAGACGUUGGUCUUUCAGCAAACCGUCACGCUAGCGGUGUCGCUUUAAUCGGCACAUUUGUUCCUGUUCCUGUUCCUUCUUGUUUUUUGUGUGCGCUUUCUCCACUCUGAAUAAGCAUAAGGAGCGUUUUACUUCCGUACUUACCCUUUAAUAAGUAUACUACGUACACCGAUCAUUGUACACCAUGUACUUACGUAGUUCCUAAGGACGAUCAUUGUACACUGUGUACUUAGUUCCUAAGGACGAUCAUUGUAUACCAUGUACUUAGUUCCUAAGAACGAUCAUUAUACACCGUGUACUUAGUUCCUAAGGACGAUCAUUGUACACUGUGUACUUUGUUCCUAAGGACGAUCAUUGUACACUUUGUACUUAGUUCCUAAGGACGAUCAUUGUACACCGUGUACUUAGUUCCUAAGGACGAUCAUUGUACACUGUGUACUUAGUUCCUAAGGACGAUCAUUGUACACCGUGUACUUAGUUCCUAAGGACGAUCAUUGUACACCGUGUACUUAGUUCCUAAGGACGAUCAUUGUAUACCAUGUACUUAGUUCCUAAGAACGAUCAUUAUACACCGUGUACUUAGUUCCUAAGGACGAUCAUUGUACACUGUGUACUUAGUUCCUAAGGACGAUCAUUGUACACUGUGUACUUAGUUCCUAAGAACGAUCAUUGUAUACCGUGUACCAAGUUCCUAAGAACGAUCAUUGUAUUUAUCUGCUUCCUCUUCUUUCUUUUUUAAUCGUUUGUCCCUCUCUUUCCGCUACGUAGCCAAGAUUAGGGCUGAGCGAUACGACUGAAAACUGUAUCACGAUAUUUGUGUUUUAUAUCGGUGAUUAUAGAUAAUUAUUGAUAUUUUUAUGACCUAUCGAAAAUAACUUCUUUUUUUUGACACUGAAUUUAUGUAACUGAUUUUUUUGCGUUUGGAUUUUGUAAACUGACAUUUUUUUUUACAAUCCAAUAUCAUUGAAACAAACAAAGUUCUGUGUAUAAAAAUUCAGUGUAAAAAAAAAGAUUAAAUGUAAAAAAAAUUCAGUGUAUAUAAAUGUUUAAAAAAAUUCAGUAUAAAAUAAUUUAGUGUAAAAAAAAUCUGUUUCAACAUUCAGUGUAAAAUAAAUAAAUUCAGUGUAAAAAAAUUCAGUGUGUAAAAAGUUCAGUGUAAAAAAAUUCAGUAUAAAAACAUUUAGUGUAAAAAAUUCAGUGUUUCAGAAUUCAUUGUAAAAUAAAUAAAUAAAAUCAGUGUAAAAAAAAUUCAGAGCAUAAAAAUGUUGUGUAAAAAAUUCAGUGUUUUAAAAUUUAGUGUAUAAAAAUUCAGUGCUGAAAAAUUUGCUGCUCCAAAAAGCAAAACUCACUUCCGGUAAAUUAGGGCUGACGCAAUGGAUCCUGUCUCAGAAUCAGCCAAUGAGGUGUCAAGUUUGCAGUAACUGCCUUUUUUAUGCCAGACCCGUGUCACGUGACUUCAAACUGGACACCUCAUUGGCUGGUGAAAUUGUCAGCAUAAUUUGAUGUAAAAAAAAAAAAAUGUAGUUCACAAAAUUGUAACCUAAAAUAAUCAGUUACAUAAAUUCAAUGUAAAAAAAAAAAAAAGCCUUCAUAAUGAAGACACAAAUCAACCUUCAUAUUCGGGGUGCAUCCAUCACCAUUUGGGGCGUGUCAUACGGAUUCGGACCAGCGACAAAAUACUCUCUUUGGAUUGCGAAGUUAAAAAAAAUCAAAAAAAUCCACGAUGACUGUUGAGUUUAUACAAUGUACAAAUACUACUUCUUUGUAACAUGACCAAAGCUUUGACACCAAAACGGGUUUUAUGAUAAAUAUGUAACAGUGUUCUAGGAUAAAUAUGUAACAGUAUGAUAAAUAUGUAACAGUGUUCUAGGAUAAAUAUGUAACAGUAUAAUAAAUAUGUAACAGUGUACUAUGAUGAAUAUGUAAGAAAGAAAUGUCUGAAACAGCGAUUUCUCCCAACGUGACAUUCCAAGCUACCUUGGCUAAACGACGUAUUAGACUAGCUUUUUGUAAAGACGUAAUCACAAAGAUUGUCACUCUACACGAGCACCAAUUCCACACGCUACCUUUAUCAUCUUUUAUUUUGCGUCUCGUGGAAGUGGGCCGUCUUCUGUGACCACUGAGAGUAGUGAAAUGUCACAACUUUCACGUCACAUUAAGUAGGAUUCGUGUUAAAAUAAAUAUUAACUGUGCCUUAGCAUUUAUUCUUGUUUGUCACACAUUAAUCACACAACAUAACAUCCACUCAUGUAUCACGUACUACUUCAUACACUAUGUUGUUUUAUUCAUCUCCAAAAACACUUUUAUUUGAGCUUCUUUUACUUUGAAAAACCCUCACAUGCCGUAUAUUAUAUCAUAAUAAUAAUGCCUUAUCCAGACAUCCUGCUGCAUGCAGCCCUGCCACAAUAAAAGGCUUUGUAUGUGUGUACUGUUCAUACUGUACAUGCAAAUUAUGUUAUGUACUAUUCAUACUGUACAUGCAAAUUAUGUUAUUAUGUACUAUUCAUACUGUACAUGCAAAUUAUGUUAUUAUGUACUAUUCAUACUGUACAUGCAAAUUAUGUUAUGUACUAUUCAUACUGUACAUGCAAAUUAUGUUAUUAUGUACUAUUCAUACUGUACAUGCAAAUUAUGUUAUGUACUAU
This is a messenger RNA of Entelurus aequoreus (snake pipefish), 5171 nucleotides long. RefSeq names its product transcription factor SOX-10-like. Gene Ontology annotation, molecular function: DNA-binding transcription factor activity, RNA polymerase II-specific; RNA polymerase II cis-regulatory region sequence-specific DNA binding. Gene Ontology annotation, cellular component: nucleus. Gene Ontology annotation, biological process: peripheral nervous system development; neural crest cell migration; enteric nervous system development. The transcript has 4 exons. NCBI's taxonomy places the organism in Eukaryota, Metazoa, Chordata, Actinopteri, Syngnathiformes, Syngnathidae. The record is from RefSeq and is a predicted model, not a curated record. Bases 512 to 1981 code for a protein of 489 amino acids.